CACCAGCCCCCUCCUCCACCUGCCCCCCGAACUCCGCAACAAAAUCUACUCCUACACCCUGGAAUCCCUCCCCUCCCCCACCGCCUCCACCCGCACCUACCGCCGCCGCGCCCUCUAUUACCGUCCAGGCUUCCAACGUCCCAAACGCAUCUCCACCGCCCUCCUCCAAACCUGCCAACAGAUCUACGCCGAGGCAUCCCUCCUCCCCGCCCUCCUCACCACCCACACCUUCUGGUGUUAUCGUGCCCCGCCACAUGUCCGCCAUGCCGCGGCCCCGGGGGAGUAUUUUGCCCGGAUGACCCCGGAACAAAGGGGUGUGGUGCGCGAGGUGGGAUUCUUCACGCAGCAGUUUUUCUUGGAGGGAAGGUGGGGUGAGAUUUUGCGGAGUUUGCGGGAUGCGGAUGGGGAGGGGCAGCUGGGUAAGGCAGGAGGAGGAGGAGGAGGGGGAGGGGGAGGGGUCCGGCCGAGGAAGAUUACCCUUACGUUACGACAUUCCGAUUGGUGGUUUUGGGAGAGGAAUGAGGAGUUGGGGAUUGAUCCGUUUCGGGCGGGGAGGGUGAGUGCGCGGCAGAUGCGGAGCGGGAGCGGGCAGGGGCAGAAGGGAGGACAGAUGGAUGACAGGGCGUGGGGGAAUCAGUUUGUGAAUGUGCCUGGGUUGGAGACGUUGGUGGUGGAGUUUGAGACCGUGAUGAGGAAGCGGGAUCAGUUGGAUUGGAUUGUACAGAUGGCUGCCGGUUGGAGGUUUCCGCUGGUGCCGGAGGAGGGGAUUUUUCUGGUUCCGGGGGAGGAAGGGGGGGAGAGGGAGGCGUGGAGGUGGGUGGGGGCCAGGGAGGAGGUGUUGAGGGCGGAGACGGAGAGGGGUGGAGUGGAAGAGGAAGAAGGAGAGGAUGGGGCGGGGCGGGUGCCGGAGUUGAUGCCUUUGAGGGAGGGGGGUGAGGAUGGAAAGGUUGAGUUGGAUUAUGAUCCUGAAGUGGAGGAGGAGUAUUAUGUGGUGUUUAUGACGUGGAGGAGGCAGAAGGUGGAGUGAUACUCUGUAUGUAAUUGAGGUUUUUUAUUUGGGACAUUCUAGAAGCUUGAUAGUUUAUUUUGCAAGCUGUAUAUAAUUCAACU
Messenger RNA from Aspergillus ibericus CBS 121593, 1110 nucleotides. RefSeq lists its product as uncharacterized. The annotation marks the transcript as partial. The record is from RefSeq and is a predicted model, not a curated record. The transcript has a single exon. NCBI's taxonomy places the organism in Eukaryota, Fungi, Ascomycota, Eurotiomycetes, Eurotiales, Aspergillaceae.